CUGCCAUGGCCGCCGCGGCCCUGGCGCUGCCCCUGGCCGAGCCGCCGUGGCCGCCCAGCCUGGCGCCUCUGAAGGCGGUGGAUGACUUGUUGCGCUGUGGGAUAUGUUUUGAUUACUUCAAUAUUGCAAUGAUCAUUCCACAGUGUUCGCAUAACUAUUGUUCACUUUGUAUACGCAAGUUCUUGUCCUACAAAACUCAGUGUCCAACAUGCUGUGUGGCAGUCUCGGAAUCUGACCUGAAAAAUAACCGGACAUUAGAUGAACUAGUUAAAAGCUUUAAUUCUGCAAGACAACAGCUGUUCCAGUUGGUCAUGGAUACUCCAGUCAUUUCUUCUCCAUUGGCCUGUAGCAGACAAUCAACUGGCAAAAGCCAUGUUAGAAGUCCUGUGGCUUGGCCAGUUAAAACUGGCCAAAAAGAAGAGGUACCAGUGAUUGAUGGUUUCUUGAAAAAGGAAAAUGUUCGCACCCCAGCAAAGACAGAUGGACUUGCAGAAACAGAUGGGAAGGUUUGCAAAACUGAGAACCACUAUAACCUUUGUAGCAGUUCUCCAGAGGCUUGUGGUAAAGACAAUGAAGUGGGAUCAGGAAAGAGUCCAGUGUGUGCCAAAAAUCAUGAAGAACCUUCUACAUCUAUGGCAAAAUUAGUUAAGAAAGUGGAUUGCCCUGUUUGUGGGGUUACUAUUCCAGAACAAUAUAUAAACAAACAUUUAGAUAGCUGCUUGGCAAGAGAAGAGAAGAAAGACAGCCUCAGAAGUUCUGGUCACAAAAGGAAGACUAUCUCGAAAGUUGUUUACAACUUACUCUCUGAUCGUGAUUUGAAGAAGAAACUAAAGGAGCAGGGGCUGUCUACCCAUGGCACCCGGCAGCAGCUCGUUAAACGGCACCAGGAAUUUGUGCACAUGUAUAAUGCGCAGUGUGAUUCUCUCAAUCCCAAAUCGGUUGCAGAGAUUGUUAAAGAGCUGGAAAAGAAUGAGAAGAUUCGAGUUCAGCUUGAAUUUAAUAAACCUGGUGAAAAUAGCUUGACCUUUACAAAAGACCAGACAGAGAAAGAAAUAGAUGAGGUCCACGCUGAUUAUCGAAAAAAACACAGAAGUGAAUUUCAAUUUUUAGUGGAUCAAGUAAAUAAUCGGUGGAAGAAGAGUGGUAAGAGGAAAACAGAAAGUGCUCAGAACACGGGAGAAGCCACUGCUGAAAAACUGCCAACAGACACAGGAGAUGAUGCUCAAAAGCAACACAUGAAUUCAGCUGUUGGAACAGACCAGAUACCCAAAACAGAAAUUGCUGAUUGCAAAAUAAGUGAAUCUAAUUCCCCGGAAGAAGGCCAGAGAUCAGUGUCUCCAACAUUCUCACAGUCGUCAGGAUCUACAAGCAGCUCCAGUUCAGACAUUUUGAGGGAUCUGCAAGGGACUGAGAUGUAUUCAGAGUCAUCUGAUAACAGUGUUUCAGACCUGCGAGUUAACAAAAAGAAGCUAUGUCGGUCCAGAAUGCCAGAAAAUGAUCAACUGCUACCUAAGAGCAAGCGGAAGAAGAGCUAGUGUCACAGUGGUGUGAGGUCUAAAACCAUGCAGAAGGCUUAAAGCUGCGCAAUACUACUUAUUUGUUCCCUCUUUUUCCAGUGUGUCUGAGCACUUAAUAAAGCGCUGAAACUUUGCACAGUUGUCAUUCAAA
This is a messenger RNA of Rhea pennata, 1668 nucleotides long. RefSeq names its product RAD18 E3 ubiquitin protein ligase (gene RAD18). The transcript is spliced from 13 exons. Gene Ontology annotation, molecular function: single-stranded DNA binding; ubiquitin protein ligase activity. The record is from RefSeq and is a predicted model, not a curated record. Gene Ontology annotation, biological process: protein monoubiquitination; DNA damage tolerance. Bases 6 to 1535 code for a protein of 509 amino acids. Gene Ontology annotation, cellular component: nucleus; Rad6-Rad18 complex. Lineage: Eukaryota; Metazoa; Chordata; Aves; Rheiformes; Rheidae.